AUGAUGCAAAUUCCUUCUGGAAUGCAGCUCAUGCAGAUUCCAACUCAAGGUGACGGCACUGUUACUGUCCCUUAUUCUAUGAAUGCUAACGGUGACAUUGCGUUCAGUGGAAUGCAACUCAGCCAACAAGGCUUCAGUGGUGCUCAAGGAAAGGAUGAGUAUGGCAAUGAUGUCUAUCUUAUUCCAUGUCCUAUUGGUACGACAAAUGGCAAAAUUCAAGCCGACUGGCACUAUGCUAGUGAAGAUGAAGAUUUUGCUACUGAAGCAGAUCGAGGUCUGCAGUUUAUUCAAAGCCGCAGAAAGCAAAGAGAUCCAUUUGGGUUGUACGAUCAUGUCAUCAUGGACACCAUUUGUAAUGGUGAGCUUAUGCAUGGACUCCGUCAUGCUGAGAAAGAACUUGAUAUGCACACUAACGUGGGCAGCAGAGUUCUUGACAAAGAAGGUUUUCUAGGAAGAUUUCCACCUCCAGUUUAUCACGAUGAAGAUGGAAUUGCAAAUGUACUUGCUAUGCGCGAGAUGAUUGCUGCGGGAUACCGCAUUACCAUGGAUACUGAUGCUGACAAUGCUUUUAUUGUACACUGUGAUGGAAACCAAAAGAUGCGAUUUGUGAAUUGUAAGGGUGUGUAUGUGUUGGAGCAACUUGGAGCGAAUGUCAAACCAGGUGCCAGAGAGACAAGUGUGAUGUACCGUCGCCAGUUAAGCAACUUAAAUAAUCAACCUCAUUUCAAACUUUCUUCAAACAGACAGAAUGGAUAUGCUGGACUCGAGAUGACCUCCAAGAUGGCAACCGUUCGAAAGAACAAGGAAGGAUUCACUCCAAGACAAGUCAAGGCUGCGAUGGAAGCGAGAAGUGCAAUGCACAUACUCAAUGCUCCAAGCACCAAAAGUCUGAAGUAUGCAAUCCGAUCUAGUCUCAUCAAGAACUGUCCUAUCACCGAGGAAGCGAUCAACCAUGCCAAAGCAAUCUCUGGACCUGACGCCUCUACAUUGAAAGGCAAGUCAAUAAGACCAACUCCAAAGAAGAUGUACGACGACUUCUUCAGUCCACCAGAGGAAUUAUAUCAGCACAAUCGAUCUAUUACCGUCUGUAUUCAUCACAUGGAAAUCGAGAAUGCUAAGUUUCUCACCUGCAUUGAUACCACUGUGCCUUAUCGCUCAUGUAUUCCCGUGCAGAACCUGAAGACUGACCCUGUAUUUGAAGCAUUGGAUAAGACAUUCCGCCGCUACAACAAGGCAGGCUUUCAAGUCAAGAUCAUCAAGUGUGAUCGGGCGUUCAUUCCUCUCACGGAUGAUACGCUAGACGAUAUGGGUGUUACUAUUGACCCGACUGCAGCUGGAGACCACGAGCCUACCGCUGAGCGAAACAAUAGGACGCUGAAAGAAAGAGUCAGAGUAGCUCUUGCACGAUUACCCUACAAAGUGGUCCCAAAAGUGAUCACUGAAUGUCUUGGACGUCAAGCGGCCGAGCUAUUGAAUGUCUUUCCCCAGAAAGGCAGUAUCUCAUCACAUUUCAGUCCGCAGCAACUCAUUGAUAAUGUCAAUAUCAACUACAAGAGUGACAUGGUUGCUGAACUUGGACAAUAUGUUCAUGGAAUUGGGACGGAUUCCAGCAAUUUGAUGGAACCCCAAAGUAUUGAAGCGAUUUACAUUGAACCUACGAAGGGACAACAUACUGGGCACCGAGUGCUCAACCUCAAUACUAAGAAGAUGAAUUCCCGACCCAAGGUUGUUGUACUACCCGUUAACGAUCAAGUAAUCCAGCGUGUUGAAGCUUGGGCUGCUGCCAAAGGUGUUACUUCCAUGAAGUUCUUUGAUAAGAAGAGAGAUUUGGAGACAUUUCAAGAUGGCGAUCAAAUCGCAGGAGUGGAUGACACGGAACAAGGUUACUUAGAAGAAGCCUUUGAUCAGGACUAUGAACCUGAAGAUGAAGAUGAACGUGAUUUCAAUCUAUGUGGACAAUUCGAUGAUAUCAAUGACUCCAAAAGAGAAGAGCUCUUGGCAGAUGCAGACAAUGAUGUUGAUGAUAUGCCAGAACUCACUGUCAGAUUCCAAGGAGAUGAUGACUACGAAUCAGACGACGAUUUGGGUGAUGAAGGCGACAAAGAGGAAGAACCUAAUGUGGCCGAUCUGGAUCACCAUCAAGAAAAUGUCGAUAGAGGAACCGAUGAUAUUGGGAGCCUUGUUACUGAUCUGGAGGAUCUACAAGAGCCGCCAGAAGAAGAGAUUGUAUUUGAGCCUGAAAUGCCUCAAGUAGCAAAAGUCACUUGA
This is a messenger RNA of Cylindrotheca closterium, 2268 nucleotides long. The record is from the annotation of a GenBank genome assembly. Lineage: Eukaryota; Bacillariophyta; Bacillariophyceae; Bacillariales; Bacillariaceae.